Messenger RNA from Blepharisma stoltei, 857 nucleotides. Lineage: Eukaryota; Ciliophora; Heterotrichea; Heterotrichida; Blepharismidae. The record is from the annotation of a GenBank genome assembly.
AUGGCAGUCCAUUAUGCACUAGUAGCUCGAGGACAACAAAUCCUAUCGGAAUACUCUCCAAUUGAAGGUGAUUUCGCCACAACAGCCAGGUCUCUUCUAAAAUCGACAGAAGCUUCAUCAGUAUUCAAAACAUAUACACAGGGCAAUAAAACGUAUAACUUUUUUACUAAUGACAAUAUCACUUACCUAUGCUACGCAGACCUUGGCAUUGGCAGAGAUCUUGCACUGCAAUUUCUAAAUGAAAUGCAAAGAUCAUUCCCAAAAUACGCCAAUAAAGCUGGCACUUUUGCAGAGUUUCAGAAGAAAUUGAUAUCUCAAUACUCUCCAGAAAGGCUUCAUGAAGUGGACAAAUUAAGCGGCGUUGAACGAAAUUUAAAUCUUGCAGUAUAUUAUUUAACGUUAAUUAUUAUUAAAUUUAUAUCAGCUGUUUCUAUAUAGAAUUUUCCUAUGGAUGGCGCUGUUUGGCCUUGAUUUUUCCCACUGAAAAAAUUUUUUGGUUUGACCAAACCAUAUAGUACUGGCCGAACCAAAAAAUUUUCCCAGUGACAAAAUUAAGGCCAAACAGUGCCAUCCAUGGGAAAAUUCUAUAUUAAAUCCGAAGAUUAUUCAUUGAAAAGAGAAUAGAAUCUACCAAAAACAAUCUUGAUAAAGUUAUUAUGAGAGGCACUCAUAUGAAAACACUGAUUAAAAAAACUGAUGAACUGAGCUUCGGGCUAAGCAAGUUUAGUAACACUGCAAGAAGUAUACAAAGGAGAGCGUGGAAGCAAAAAUUAAAAGCUUUAAGUUUGAUUUUUAUUAUUGGAAUUAUCGCAAUUUAUAUGUUUGCUAUGUGGAUUGCUGCAGAUCAAGCUGAAUAA